CACGCGCACGCGGAUGUCCGUCCAGCCAGCACAGGCUCGGACUGCACAGCUUUAAGUCGCUCUGAAAAAGUAACAAAACAACAACAAACUAACAAAACAUUCACUCGAGUGAUACAAACUUUCGACUGACGCAGCCAUCCCUGCUUGUUCUGCUGGUUUGUGCGUUAAAGAAUUAAUUUUGUGGCCAGGUUGUAGUUUACUUAAAGUUGAAGGAGAAGAAAAAAAAACCCCCAAACCCCAGCAGACUCGUGAUGGACGCGCUGUCACUCAGGUUACUGGUUAUAGUGGCUUUGACCUCAGCCACUUUGGCUGGCGAAAUUAAUAAAGAAGACUUCCUGAAGAGCCGACUGAAGGAGUAUGGCCUGGUCACACCUAUCAGCACUGACUCAGGCGGCCACUUCUUGUCACACCUCCUCUCAGCAAAUCACAAGCAGCGUGUCAAGCGCAAUGUGCCCUAUGCCACUGAGCCAGCAGACGAGAAACUCUUCUUCAACGUCACUGUUUUUGGCAAGGAGUUUCACCUGCGGCUCUGGCCAAACAGAAGGCUAGUGGCACCUGGCGCCAUGGUAGAGUGGCACGAUCAGGUUUUGGUGCCUGGCAAUGGCACAGAGAACGACACCUACACAGACAGGAUUCUGACGAGAGAGUCGCUUAAGACGGACUGCAAUUUUAUUGGGGACGUCACCGACAUGCCCAGAACAUCAGUUGCUAUUAACAACUGUGACGGUCUGGCUGGCAUGAUCCGUGUCGACUCUGAUGAAUACUUCAUUGAGCCUCUGGAGCGUGGUGCGCAGCAGUAUGAGGAAAACGGACGAGUGCACGUGGUGUAUAGAAGAUCCGCUCUGUUGCAAAUGUCUUCAGAUAUCUCAGUGGACUACGAACACCCCGAGCCAGAACUCGGUGCCCCUGGAGCACUAGACAACAUCGCCAAACAAUUGAACCACACAUCCAGGAGACGCAGGCACGCCGGAGACGAUGACUACAACAUCGAGGUGCUUCUUGGCGUCGACGACUCUGUGGUGCGCUUUCAUGGAAAGGAGCAUGUGCAGAAUUACUUGCUCACCCUCAUGAACAUUGUGAAUGAGAUAUACCAUGACGAGUCACUGGGUGUGCACAUUAAUGUGGUUCUCGUGAGGAUGAUCAUGCUUGGCUAUGCAAAGUCCAUUAGCCUGAUUGAACGCGGGAACCCAUCGCGGAGCUUGGAGAACGUGUGCCGCUGGGCCUUCGUACAGCAGAAAGAGGAUCCGGAACACUCUGAACACCAUGACCAUGCCAUCUUCCUCACACGCCAGGGCUUUGGUCCGACUGGCAUGCAGGGCUAUGCUCCUGUCACUGGGAUGUGCCAUCCAGUUCGCAGCUGCACCCUCAACCAUGAAGACGGCUUCUCCUCUGCCUUCGUCGUGGCCCAUGAGACUGGACACGUGCUGGGAAUGGAGCACGAUGGACAGGGCAAUCGCUGUGGUGAUGAGACGGCUAUGGGGAGUGUCAUGGCCCCUCUGGUGCAAGCCGCCUUCCACCGCUAUCACUGGUCCAUGUGCAGCGGUCAAGAGCUGAAAAGAUAUAUUAAUUCCUAUGACUGCUUACUGGAUGAUCCAUUCAAGCAUGACUGGCCACAGCUCCCUGAACUUCCUGGCAUAAAUUACUCGAUGGAUGAGCAGUGUCGUUUUGAUUUUGGAGUUGGAUACAAAAUAUGUACAUCAUUCCGUACAUUUGAUCCUUGCAAACAGCUGUGGUGCAGCCAUCCAGACAACCCUUAUUUCUGCAAGACUAAAAAGGGACCACCACUGGACGGCACUGAAUGUGCACCCGGCAAGUGGUGCUACAAAGGUCACUGCAUGUGGAAAAAUGCCAACCAGGUGAAGCAGGAUGGAGCUUGGGGUAUGUGGACCAAGUAUGGGUCAUGCUCGCGUUCCUGUGGGACAGGCGUACGCUUCAGGACACGUCAGUGCAACAACCCAGCUCCAUCUAAUGGUGGUCAGGACUGCCCCGGGGUCAACUAUGAGUUCCAGCUGUGCAACACAGAUGACUGUCCCAAGCACUUUGAGGACUUUAGAGCCCAGCAGUGUCAUCUCCGCAACUCCCACUUCGAGUACCAGAACACUAAACACCACUGGCUCCCAUAUGAGCACCCAGAUGCCAGCAAGAGAUGUCACCUGUACUGCCAGUCAAAAGAGACGAGCGAUGUGGCAUACAUGAAGCAGCUGGUGCAUGAUGGCACCCGGUGCUCCUACAAGGAUCCCUACAGCAUCUGUGUACGGGGUGAAUGUGUGAAAGUGGGCUGCGAUAAGGAAAUUGGUUCUGACAAGGAGGAGGAUAAGUGCGGAGUGUGUGGGGGCGACAAUUCCCACUGCAGAACUGUGAAAGGAACAUUUACCCGAACCCCCAAAAAAUCAGGUUACCUUAAGAUGUUCCUCAUCCCCCCUGGGGCGAGACAUGUGAUCAUCCAAGAACAUGAGGCUUCCCCUCACAUUCUUGCGGUCAAGAACCAGGCCACAGGACACUACAUCCUGAAUGGUAAAGGAGAUGAGGUGAGGUCACGCAGCUUCAUUGACCUCGGAGUGGAAUGGGAUUAUGUCACUGAAGAGGACGCUGAGACUCUGCACACAGAUGGACCAUUACAUGAUGCGGUCAUUGUUCUGAUUAUACCAAAAGACAAUGAGACAAGAUCAUCACUGAUGUAUAAAUACAUCAUCCAUGAGGACUCGGUCCCAAUAAACAACAACAAUGUCAUUCAGGAGGAUACGUAUGAGUGGGCUUUGAAGAGUUGGUCCCAGUGCUCACAACCUUGUGCUGGAGGGUUCCAGUACACAAAAUAUGGAUGUCGUAAAAAGGGGGAUAAUAAGAUGGUACACAGGAGCUACUGUGACAUUAGUAAGAAGCCCAAACCCAUCCGCAGGAUGUGUAAUCUCCAAGACUGCACACAACCACAGUGGAUAACUGAGGAUUGGGAGCACUGCACCAAGACAUGCGGAAACCUUGGUUACCAGAUCCGCACUGUGCGUUGCAUUCAGUUCCUGCAUGAAGGCACAAAUCGCUCCAUCCACAGCAAGUAUUGCAGCGGAGAGAAACCCGAGACCAGACGUCCCUGCAACAGAGUGUCCUGCCCUGCCCAUUGGAGGAUUGGAGCCUGGUCUGAGUGCUCAGUGACCUGUGGUGAAGGAGUGGCACAUCGCCAGGUCACAUGCCGCAUCGGCGAUCAAUGCGUUGGUGAGAAACCCGAGUCACAGAGGCCAUGCCGCCCAGGUCCCUGCAAUGAUGAGCCUUGUAGAGGAGACAAGUCCAUUUUCUGCCAGAUGGAGGUCCUGGCUCGGUACUGUUCCAUCCCGGGCUACAGUAAAUUGUGCUGUGAAUCAUGCAGUAAACGCAGUGGCACUCUCUCUUCUCUCCUGACUGAAGCUGCCGAGGUUGACGAAGAGGUGCGAUUUGGCUCAGCCUCACAGUUACUCGAGACACUCUCAGCCUCAGUCAAUAAAACCCUUAACAAGCCCCUUCAAACACCCAACCGCCCCAGUGGCACGGCCAAGCAAACCUCCACCGGUGAAGCUCUCAAGCCAAAUCCUAGGAGCAAAACUCCAAAACGUCUGGUGCAGGCCACUAAACCCAGCACUAGAAAUCUGCCCGUCAUGACAGUCUACAAGCAGCGCAAUGACAACCUCGCGAGAGCUACGUCACAGCAUACGGAAAGCCUCCUAGACAUUUCCAAGGUGGAAAGAUGAAGGCAAACACUAACCUUUUUUUUUUUUUUUUUUUUAAACAUUCCUGGACUUUUUGUAGAUAUAAAUAGCUUUAUUGUUUGUCUUCAUUCAAAUCAUUCCUAUAUGAGGUUUAGGGAAGUAAAGUGCUGGUUCACUUUUUGGUUUCUAGGUCAAGCUCCCCGAAUGGUUAUUCACAAUCACACUCAACAUUUACAUUUUUUUUUUUUUGUUGGGCAUGAGGCACCAAAGAUGUUUCAAAAUUGGCUAGAUGUCCCUUUUCAGCAACAUCCAAGGUUUUGCACAUUUAGCUCAUGCUACAGAGAUACCAGCGAUCAGAAACACUUCUAGCUUUGUCGAAUUUCAGAAUCAAGCACAAAGGUUUUGUUUAAUAAAUAAAUAUUUAUGAAUGUUCCUGUAAAUACUGUAUGUGUAAUAGUCAGUAUUAUUUUUUACAAAAACAUGGUGCAAAUUUUUUAUGUAAGAUUUAAGUAUUUGGGUAAAACGACAGCAACGGAAGAUCUGUCACUUUUUUUUUUCAGUUAUUUCCUGUCAAAACAACUCCUCCAGUUUAAAGCCCCUACACACCAAACCUAUCAACGAAUAUAAUUUAAUCAUAUAUAUUUGUUUUGUGUGUAAGCACAUCAGUGAUUAAUGCCGAAGCUAUGUCUUAACAACCAUUUUCUUGAAUUUCCUUCUUCUUUUUUUUUUUUUUAAUCUUGUACUGUACUCUAUUCUAAAGCUAAACAUGUAUUUCACCAGUAAGAGAGCUAAAUGUAGAGACAUAUUUAAACACCAAAACCCAGUGGGGUCACAACGUACCGUAGGAGUCGAUCAUGUGCCAGCGCAGUGCAUAGGGUGUGAAAGGCUAUAUUUUAAGGGCACCGAGGUGGAACUAACACAUCUUUUUUGGGGGAAAAGCACAUUGUGUGAGGUGGUGCGCUUUUGCCUGCAAUAUCAAGGGAAAUAUGUUUAUUUUUAAACAAGGGUGAUGUCUCAACCACAAUGCAUCUGACUGCAAUAGCAAGGAACUCCAGUGUACAGUUUGUGUCACUGGAGCGCAAAAGUAUAAAAUCCAUUCACACACGCUUGCCUGUGUGCUACUGUAUAGCUGUUGUAUAUAGAAUUAAGAACUUUAGAGUAUUUAUUGACUUCCUUGUCUGUUUUUUUAAUGUCCAGCAUCUCUUAUUUCAUGAGCAGGUAAGAGCCAAAAAUUUGUCACCUAUUUGCAUACUGAGUCAAGUUUUGCUGAAGUUCUCCACGUAACACCAAAAAUUUAGCACCAUAACUAAAAAAAAAAACCACACGAGGAAAACCGGUUUUAAAUUAGUUGUGAGAAAGCUCUAAUCCAGCUGUUUUAGAAUAGCAUUUAGUGUUUAAAAAAACAAAACUGUCCUCAACUUCUGCGUAGUUAACUAAAUUUCCAGACGAAUCUGUUCUUACAGUCAGUUAGUGAAUUUGAGUCGUGAAAAGGUUUAAUCUAAACAAAGACAAACAUGGAAAAUGUUGGUGUUGUAGAGUUUUAUAGAAAAAAAAACUAUUGUAACAUUCUUGAAACUUAUUUUUUGAUUAUUUUCAAUUGCUGCCUUCGACAACUUUGCUGCUAAUGCUUUGCAAAGCCUCCCCCCCCAAAAGCCCAAGUAGUUUAGUAUUUGUAGGUUUUUUUUUAAUUAUUGACAAUCCCUGAGCCUCAGACAGAUCCGCUGUAUAUGAAAAAGGUCUAUAUACUGUAUAUCCCCAGUCCUGCCUUUGCAUGUAUCAAGUAAUGCUCUGAGUAGCCUGUCAGUUUCUCACAUCUUGCCAUCAUCUGUUUAUUUGUACUUUUUUGUUGUUUUGUUUUAUCGGAAGUGUACACUACUGAUGCUGUUUGUUGUAACGGGGAGCACAUAGCAAUAAAGAACA
This is a messenger RNA of Neoarius graeffei (lesser salmon catfish), 5594 nucleotides long. RefSeq names its product ADAM metallopeptidase with thrombospondin type 1 motif, 3 (gene adamts3). Gene Ontology annotation, cellular component: extracellular matrix. Bases 252 to 3716 code for a protein of 1154 amino acids. The transcript has 23 exons. Gene Ontology annotation, molecular function: metalloendopeptidase activity. The record is from RefSeq and is a predicted model, not a curated record. Gene Ontology annotation, biological process: extracellular matrix organization; proteolysis. Lineage: Eukaryota; Metazoa; Chordata; Actinopteri; Siluriformes; Ariidae.